AUGGCUGAGAAGGUUACUGUGAUGGUGCUGAAGGUUGAUCUCCAAUGUCCUUCCUGCUACAAGAAAAUCAAAACAAUUCUUUGUAAAAUUCCUCAAAUUAGAGGGCAGAUAUUUGAUGUGAAGCAAAAUACAGUGACAAUCAAUGUAGUAUGCUGCAGCCCAAAAAAAAUUCGUGACGAAUUGUGCUGCAAAGGUGGAAAGGUUAUCAAGAGUAUUGAAAUAAUAGAUACAGAUAUCAAGAGUAUUGAAAUAAAAAAGCCCGAUACGGAAGGGAGUGAUAAGCAACAGAAAGACCAACUGCCUCCAACACCAGUGACGGGGCUCGAUAUUCGAAUCACACUUGAUCAACCGGCACGGACUUGUUGUGAACCAUGUUCACAUGGUUAUGGUGGGGGUCCAUGCUACCAUGGGUACCCACCGCUGCCGUUGUGUUCCAACAGUUAUUAUGGUUAUGGGUAUGGGCGUGAGUGUAAAUGUGGCUGUGGUUGUUGUUGUGGUUGUGGGAGGGGUUGCCAUCUGAGAAAGUGUGUUUGUCAUAUUGAAGAAAAUCCCACAGCCGAAUGCAAGAUCAUGUAA
Messenger RNA from Fraxinus pennsylvanica, 576 nucleotides. NCBI's taxonomy places the organism in Eukaryota, Viridiplantae, Streptophyta, Magnoliopsida, Lamiales, Oleaceae. The record is from the annotation of a GenBank genome assembly.